This is a messenger RNA of Dreissena polymorpha, 8276 nucleotides long. Its product is annotated as plexin-A2-like. The transcript has 35 exons. The record is from RefSeq and is a predicted model, not a curated record. Gene Ontology annotation, cellular component: semaphorin receptor complex. Lineage: Eukaryota; Metazoa; Mollusca; Bivalvia; Myida; Dreissenidae. Gene Ontology annotation, biological process: regulation of cell shape; negative regulation of cell adhesion; motor neuron axon guidance. Gene Ontology annotation, molecular function: semaphorin receptor activity. The coding region runs from base 45 to 4520 and encodes 1491 amino acids.
UUGAUCCUAAUUUCUUCCAUUCGGUGGAUUGGUCAGUUCUUCAAAUGGAAUAUGUAGCCAGCUCAACUUCUCAGGAAGGCAUCAUGGUUACAAUUCAUGCCUCAGUGUUGAAUGGUCAGCAUGUUUUGUUAGUUGGGACAUCAACUGGAUCUGUCUUGCAGUUUGUCAAUACUGAUGGCACAUACAUGAGGUACAACAGAUUUGAAGUACAAGACUCACCCAUUUUGGGUCUAUACCAGCACAAUGAUAUUGCUAACUCACUGUUUGUACUGACCAAGAAUGAGUUGAACAAAUAUGCAGGCACUCGAUGUGUUGAAUAUGCUGGCAACCACUGUGUGAACUCUAUUGUGAUGAAAGGAAAAAAUCCCCUGUGUGGAUGGUGCAUUUAUGAACAACGAGCCUCUCUACAGUCUGACUGUUCCUGUAAUAAAACUGGCGAAUGCUGGAGAUCAUCCCUAACUUCCUGUAUAUCGUUGGACAUAGAACCAAAAGGGGCCACAUCUAGCUCAGGAAAGGUUGUCAUUAAAUUGAGACCUUCACCGAGUCAGCCUGAUGGUCAGAUGUAUCAAUACUUUUGUCGUUGGUCAAAUGGAACAAUCACAAAUGCAACCAGAAAUGGUGCAAUGUUCACAUGCAAUAUGACUGUUCAAAACAAUUUUCCACUGACACGAAUGGAGUUUGGUGUCAAAGUGAAUAAUGAAACCAUUCUGCUGACUGAUGCUCCAUUCCUCAUUUAUGAAUGUGUAAACUUCACGAAGUGUGGGGAGUGCACAAGCACUGAGGGUGCCCAAUGUACUUGGUGUCCAUUGGAAGGACAAUGUCUUCCACCGAAUGCAUCUUGUCAACAUGCUGUCAGUUUAAGCAAUGCUAAGUGCCCACAGCUCUCAAACCAUGAUGACCAGCUCUACCUUCCGAGUGGAACCAAUCGUUCACUGAAAAUCAAUGUGAUCAACGAUGUACUCACCAAUUCAAGUAACAUUGAGUUUAGACUGAGUGUUGUAGACUUUGGACGGACCCCUUGUAUUGCAGCUUCAUCUCAACUGAUGUGCAAUAUGACCAUAUCAAUAAAUGUCAGCAAAAUUCACAAGAACAUUGGCGUGCAGUACUCUAAAGUUAGUUCUAAUCAGUGGGUGGAUCUGGAUGACUAUAACAACAAUAAAGUCACAAUCUACAACUGCGCCAAGUUGGCAGGAGGUUGUAACUACUGCAAGGCAUUGAACACUUCUAGAUACAAAUGUGCCUGGGACUUAAAAAAUGGAUGCACAUUUUAUGAGAACCGUAGUAGUGCAUCUUGUGGGGCUCCGACCAUAACGCAGAUUUCACCGAAAGAUGGUCCAUACAGUGGUAAAAUGAUAGUAACCUUGAUGGGUAGAGAGUUUGGUCUCUUCAGAGAAACAAUAGGAACAGUGAUAGUGUCAGGAAAAUCCUGUGACUCACAUAUAAACAAUUACAUAUAUGCACCUGAUGAUCCUCUGGAUUUCAUAGAUGCAGUUCGAACUGGGUUCCAAUGUGUAGCAAAUGGGAAACCAAAUGGAACCAACACCUCAUUUAUCCUUUCUGGACAACUUUCCACACUUGAAACUCUUUCACCAAUAUUGAAGAACUCCACUAUAACACAUGUCAGCCCAGACUUUGGACCUAGAGCUGGUGGGACCAAAAUAACCUUUUAUGGGAAGAACCUGUGUAUUGGGAACAGACUUCUGGAAACUCUUAAGCUUCUGGAAACUCUUAAGCUUAAAAACAAAGAGACAGAUCUUGAGGGAAUCCAUAUCACCUCUAUUAAUAAUGGUACAGGGAAGGAUGAUUGUGUCAUCAUUGGGGAAAUACCCACAGGAAACUUCACUGGAAAUGGAACCUUUGCAGUAUCGCUGAAUGAUAUUGUCAUUUCACCUGAGUUCACCUUCUCCUUCUUAGAAAACCCAGAAAUAGAAAGCAUUGAACCUCUACAUGGGUUCCUAAGUGGUGGUACCAUUCUGACAGUGAAAGGCAACAAAUUGCGCAAUGCUCAACUUCCAAGAGUAUUUAUACAAAAUUAUGAAGCAGAAAGUUCAGAAUCAUGCAGCUUUCCAGAUGAGAACUCUUCCCAAAUCUUGCAUUGUAAAGUGCCUAUAGCACCUGCAAAAAUCAAAUCUGAUCUUGAAUCCGGACGAAAGAAAAGAUCCCCAACAUGCCAGGGCUGUCAGGAAGUGACCAUAGUUGUAAAACUGGACGGAAUUGAGAAAACGUUUACUUUGAACUACUACCACGAUCCAUCGUUGUCCAAGUUUACCAAUGGCAUGCAGCUGUUUAAUGCAGAUGAUCAAUUUCUCACAGUGCACGGUGACAAUUUAAAACUUCUUGAUAAGUCCGAUGUGACCAUAACCAUUGGUAUAGAGCAAUGUCGGGUUCUGGUAGUAGAGCCUCGCACCAUGAAAUGUGUCGCACCUCGGACCCAACCUAAACCAGGCAUCCAGGGGGCAGAAUAUCCAGAAGUAAAUAUCACCAUUGGCAACAUCAACCAGACGUUGGGUCAGCUGCAAUAUCAGAAGGAUUUAAACACUGUAGUGAUUAUAGCAGGGGCAGUAGGAGGAGCUGUAUUUUUUGUUGCUGUCCUGGCAUUCAUAUUGAUCUGUUAUAAGUUAAGAAAGACGAAAUCUAAGGCAAAAGAGCUCGAGGGUGAUUUAAACAAACUGGAGAUGGAAAUUAAAAGUGUGGCACGUCAAGAGUUUUUGGACAUGCAUACGACAAUGUCGACGGUGAAUCGCAAAUUGAUCGAGCAGGGCUUCCCCUACCACAACUAUCAGCAGUACUCAUGCAAUGUGCUCUUUGCCUCGGACUAUCUCCUGUCCGAGCCAGUUGUAAGUAGUCACAAGAUGACAGACAACAUGCGUUCCAAGUUUAAAGAGGGCAUGAAGAAGUUGGAGGCCCUACUGGAGAACAAGCUGUUCCUGACCUCCCUGAUAGGCACCAUGGAGAAACAGAAGAGCUUCUUCCUGAGGGACAAGUCGAACAUGGCUGGCAAUCUCUGUGCCAUCAUGAUGGGUCGCAUGGACUAUCUGCAUGAAGUGCUUGAGGUGAUUCUUGCAAAUCUGGUGCAGGAAACAAGCGGCAGAAGAGGAAUGAAAACACUUUUCAGAAGAUGUGAGAGUAUCACAGAGAAAAUCCUGAGUAACUGGCUGUUGCUGUGCAUGUAUCCACAUCUGAAGAACCACACUGGAUCGCCCCUGUACCUGCUGUACAUGGCAACCAGAAAGACUAUUGAGUCCGGACCCAUCGACGCUCUGACCAAUGACUCUAAGUUCACCCUGACGGAGGACAAACUUCUGAAGAAAUACGAGGGCUCCUGUGACACACCUGACAGCAGGGAUGUAAAGUUUGAGGCUAAAACACUGACCCUGAAUGUAGUUGUUGGCAAAAGCGAGGAGAUUUUCCCAUGCAAGGCCCUGGACUGUGACACCAUCACGCAGGUGAAAGUCAAGUGUCUCGACCAGAUCUACGUCAAUUAUCCUGCAUCUCAGAUGGGUAUCGAUCCAAAGGAUUUGAUUCUAGAGUGGCACGCAGGUUUUGGCGGGCAUUUGGUGCUGAAGGACAGGGACAACACCUCCACACAGGAGGGCCAGUGGGUGCGCCUGAACACCCUGGCCCACUACUCCGUGUCUGACCAGAGCAACAUGGCCCUGGUGGACCCGACUGAUGAAGACCUGGCACAGAUGGAGGACUAUGUGAACCUAGCCCAGAUCAAUACGUCUGUUGACAAUCACAGCAUGGAGUCAGACUCCCCACUGACGGGCACCGAGGACGGCCAUGAUGUGGAGAACCCUGCCUUGACCAAACCCUGGCACCUGGUGAAGAAGGAUGAGGAAAACACCAAACAGGAGAAGUCAGCCAUAGCAGAGCUCUACCUGAACAGAUUACUUACCACCAAGCAAUCGCUGCUCCAAUACAUAAAGGACCUUAUGGACGAGGUCCUGGACAGCAACAAGUGUCCUCUACCAGCCCAGUUCCUUUUCCAGUCCCUUGACAACCUCGGGGAGACGAUGAAGGCAGACCCGGACACCAUUCACGCCUGGAAGAGUCACAGUUUUGCGAUUCGUGUGUUGGCGUGUCUCAUCCAAUCACCAGGCAUUCUGUUUGACGUCUCCAUACCGAGCUACGUGAGUGAGAACCUAGACAUCAUCAGCAGCCAGGUUUUCAUUGCAAGCUUCGGGCUUGACGAGCACAAGUUUACAAAGGACUCGCCAUCCCAGAAGCUGAUUUUUGUGAAUGAGGUGCGUGGAUAUCGUGAGCGAGUCCAGGAAUUCUACACAAACAUCCGUGGAACAGAGCUGAAUUCCAUGGACCUGAUCCAGUACUUCUCCAAUGUAAACAAGCUACAACAAGAGACCACUUUCAACAAGACUGCAGCCCUGUACAGGUUUUAUGAGCAAAUCAAGCCGUACAAUUCAGAGAUCAUGGAUGACCUGUCCCUCAACAAGAAGACCAGCUCCCUGCAGCUGGAUAGGAAGCUGGCAGAAAUCAUGGAGAUGAUGGAGGAAGAAUAGAACAGGCAGCUGUGGAUCUGUGGGGCCAUGUGUAGGGGUGCAUAGACUUGGAAAUGGUGAAGGACAAAUAGAGCAGGCAGCUGUCUGUCUGUCUGUGGGCAAGUAUAGUUACGCAUUUAGUGAAUAUACAUUGAAUUCAUAAAGGACAAAUUGGACAGCUUACAGUGGUUCAUAUUGGUGCAUAUGUCUGGAAAUCAUAGAGAAGGGAUUGAACAACAGAUAUCUGUGUGUCCUAGUGGAUAAUUAUUGAUAUAAUGCUAUAAGGAUCAUUUUGUACAUAAUGUUUGUAUUCAUGUUUGUAAUGAGAUUAAUUAUGCUAUGAAGAAGAUAUGAUAAUUUUUUCUUAUUCUAUGAAAUAUAAGAAUUUGUCUGAUGCAAUCAAUGUGCAAUGCUAUAUAAACAGAUGUUGACAUUCUUUUAAAAGAUUGAAAAGUUGAAUCUUGAAACCUUUUUGUUAAAGAUAAUAUAAUGUUUGAGCCUUGUUUUGGGAAAACAGGGUUUAUGCAUUUGCUUAACCCUUAACAACUUAGAUAUGUAUUUCGACGUGUUUGUAGUCCCUAAGAAAGUUAAAUUUAAUUUAAGGCCUUCCUUGAUAGAUUCAAGUUUGACAGGCUUCAUUUCCAACCCUUAGAUACUGAUGAGCAGCAAACAGCAUCAAAACUGAACAGACUGCGAGUUACUCGCAGGCUGCUCUGGUUUUAUGCUGGUUGCAAAAGCCAUUUUCACUUUGCUUCUUAUGAUGGAAAGGGUUAAAGUGUCAUCCCAGUUUAGCAUGCGCUUUAAGCAAAAUCAACAUAUUUGAUAAAAGCUGAAAGUAGCAUCCCUGAUAGCCUUUACGGACUGCACAGGCUAAUCUGGGAGGACAACGCUUAAAGUGAAUUUGUGCUGCCAUAAAGCAGAAAGUGUUGUCCUUGAUAAGUCUGUGAUGACUGCACAGGCUUACCUGGAACACGCUUAACCCUCGUGCUGUGGACCUUGUUUUCCCAGAGUGAGGCUCAUUUUAAUUCCAAACAUGGUGGCCGCGCUCUGUGAAAAAGGGGGUUUAAUGCAUGUGCGUAAAGUGUUGUCCCAGAUUAGCCUGUGCAGUUUGCACAGGCUAAGCCGUGACGACACUUUCCGCUUAAAUGACAUUUUCUGUUUACAGAAAGUCUUCUCGUUGCAAAAAGCUUGUUUAGGCAGAUAGUGUCGUCCCUGAUUAACCUGUGCAGACUGCACAGGUUAAUCUUUGAUGACACCUUACGCACAUUCAUUAAACCCCCUUUCCACAGAGCACCGCCCAUUUAUAUUCUUCCACAUGUUUUAAUAUGAUAACUUACAUGCAAUUACUGUGCUACUAUACUUUGUGCAUGUUCUUCGUUAUUAUACUAUUUUAACGUGUUAACUGUAUAUAGUUAUUGUUUUUCUUUUUCCAAAAGUGUCAAAAAGUUGUUUGUUGAAAAAGCCAAAAUGACCAAAUUUAAAUCAUUCUGAUCUCGUGAAGCCUUUUUAUAUUUAUUUUUUUAAAUUCGUUUUUAUAAACUUAACUGUCAGAAUACCAGUACAGUACAUGUAUAUUUUGUUUAGAUGGAAUUAUUUUCAGUUUGCAAGUGAGUGUAACUUUUAAAAGGAGAUGAACUACUUUCUGAAAGAAUUUAUAUUGCUUUUGAUUGUUCACAUCUGUUUGAUAAAUAUAGCCAAUGUGUACAUUUGUUUCUUGAUUUGUUUGCUAAUUCAAUUUGUUUAACAUACCCUUUUGCACUGCAAUAAUUAUUUUGACAUAGUGUAAAUGAGAGAGAUGCAAAAAUUUUAUCACAAAAUAUUUGCAAAUAAGACAGUACAUAUAAGACCAUUUGAUGAUGAUUUAUUUGAUGCAACAAACAAUUUGUGUGACCAUUGCAUUUUAACAAGAGCUCAAGUCAUUUACGCUCCAAUAUGUUUGUUUUAAGUACAUUUGUUGUCGUUGUGUUAUGUUCAACUUUUUGUUGUGGAAAUCCUGACAUUUUCUCAUUGCUUAGAAAUUAUGAAUCUUUUUGUUGAAUUGAAUUGUAUAUAACCAGUUAAAAAAGAAUUUAAACAUGUAGCAUUAUUCAUGUUUUGUUAAACUUGCCUUUUUGCAAAUAAAUAGCUUUUAUUUUGUAUUACAAUUGUGCCUUUUGUACAUAAUUAUGUAUCACAUUUAGUUCUCACAUUCCUAAGUGAUGCCAUUUUGUUAUCUUUUUGUAAAUAUUUGUUUUACACAAUAGUUAAUGUAGUUUUGAAAAUAUAUGUUAAAGUGUAUUUCAGGUGUAUGGUGUAAAAUGUGUUCUAAAUUUGUUAAUUUAGUAACAUUGUUUGUGGUCAGUCUGUGAAUGGCAUCCGUUAUCAUGUGUUGUGCAGUGGCAACUUUCAGCUCCUUACCACUUGAUUUAUGCCACAUAUUUCAUUCACUUUAGAUGAAACAUGGUCAGUUGGUAUAUCUUAACAACAUUUUGGCUAAGUUUGAAUCUGGGUCACAUUCUUCUCAAAACUAGAUAAUAUGUAACACAAUUUAUAUGAAGCAUGAUCAGAAUGCCUAUCUUGACAAUAUCUUGGCAUAGUUUGAAUCAGGGUCAUGUACAUCUAGGUCAUAGGUCACCAGGUAAAACCUUAGAAAACCAUAUUUUCACUGUAGAAGCCAUAUUUAUGACUUAAUAUUGCCAAAACAUGGUCAGAAUGUUUGUUUGACAAUAUCAAGGCCAUGUUAGAAUAUUGGUAAUUUUUGUAAAAAAAAAUUGGUCACCAAGUCAAGUCUUUGACAAUUGCUGUACCAUGAACUCAGAUGAGCACUUUAGGGCCUUCUUAUUAUUUGUAAUGUUAUUUUAUUGAAAGACACAUAGGCAAUUUAAUACCCAAAAUACAUUGCUGUUGUGCAGUGUAGCCAUUCUAAUCUAAGUGUAAAUACAUCUUUUUAUGAUCACCUCUAAGAUAAUCAGAGGAAAACAUGAUUUUUUAUAUUUGAAUAAUCUUCCCAUCAUGCCAACUUCCUCCCAUAAUAUUAUGAUAUUGUCUUAACUGUGAUACAUGUUCUUGCUCAUUUCUUGCUUACUGAGGCUUCAUGACUCCGAACAUUCUGGACUUCAAUCUGAGAUGUAAUCUCAUAUAUUUAACCAAUGGAAAAUAACUCAAAAGUAAGAAGCAUUCCGAUUGGCUGAUAUUUUUAGUUGAGACAAUCUUUGAGUUUGAAACAGAGGGUUAGUAGUCCUGGAAACAGGUUCUCAUGUUCUAUUACAGUCUCACUUUCGCUGUUAAUUAUUAAGACGUACGCAAAUGUUUUCAUUUUUUUUCAGAAUUUAAUAAUCAGUUCUUUUAUCAGUUGUCUGUCAAGAAAUUCAUAAUACAGGAAAUUUAAUUUUUUUCAAGUUCGACAAUAUAUAUUGAAAUUCAAUUAUUUCAGUUGCAUUUGGAAGCAUUUAAUUGAAACUAAUUAUUUUGAAAGAUUCUUAUUGUAUUGGGAAACAAAAAAGUUUAUCCUGGCGUGUUUAAUGUAGUCAAACUUGACUGGUUGAAAACGAAAACAACUUAGGACAAUGAGUUGCAUACUUUUGUCUCUGUUUUGUGAUAACAUGUUGCACAACGGCUAGAAUUGUUUAAGUGCAUCUAAGCUUAAUCACUUCAUGAGUUUUAAAAGAUAUAAUCACUUUUCCAUGAUCUUCCAAGUUGAGUUUAUCCGUUUGUGAAGAGUUUUUUACAACGACAUAGUACAUGUAGAAUUAUAUGGCUGAUAAAUGGACGUUUCCUUAUCUAUGCUACUCUGAUGAA